AUGGCGCCAGAGCUACCUAGCCCCAACCGUCGCCACCUUCGUAAUACGUUGAGCGAAGAUCUGGCCAAACUGCAUCUCGGUAAUAUUCCAAAAGUCGUUGUUGGCGACGAAUCCAAUCCCGCACUCGACGCUAUCCAUGGUAAUCGGGGGCUCGAUAGCGUUCCCAAAGAACGUCCAACUGCACCGAGCGAACAAACGAGUGUAGGAAACCGGAACCCACCAAUCGGCUCGACAGACCAAGCCCAGAUUGUCAGCAGCUCAUACACUGGGGUACCACUGGACGAGCUUCUCCGAAGUCAUUUUCAGCCACAUCCUCACCCAGAAGUGACAGAAGGUUAUCUCCCGGCUGGAUACUUGAACGAAUUGGUCCGUCUCGAUGUCGUAAAGCAAGAACUUGAAGAUGCUUUCGGCGACGACAGUGAUAUAGACUGGAUCGCACACAAGAGCAAGUCCUAUCGACAGGUGUUUGCGAUCCUUUGUCUGAUCGAGAGAGUAAGCUCUAUCGAGAAGUUUUUAGAUCCUACCGCGGGAGUCUGUGACUCAGACUUGCCUCUUCAAAAAGUCGAGUUGGGACAAAAAAACAAGGUUGACCUACGGAAACGGGAAGAUGUAGACAAGCCCCUGGGGUGUUUCCGAGGGUGGAAGCAUAACUCACUGAAGUCGUUCGAUGACUGGCAAUGGACACUAAGGGUUCCCUUUCUCAAAGGCAUUCGCGGAAGCGAGGCUCAGUAUCGCAAGUUCGAUGAUCGAGUCAUCCUUCCUCUGACGUACGAAUCCGAUCCCAAUGGGGAUGGGGCAAGUGGAGGGUUCAGUGAAGUCUUCAAGGUCAAGUUACAUCCCCGACAUCAUAACUUCAGUCCAAACGGCGCAGACUGCUACUUUGCUCUGAAGAGGCUGCGAUCAACGGAUACAAUUGCCUUCCAGCGAGAACUCCAGAUGUUGCGGAAAUUUGAGAGCGAAAAUGCGCACGAGCAUCUGAUUUCCCUGCUCACAACCUGGAGCCAAAAGGGAUUCUUUUACUUCCUCUUUCCGUGGGCUGAGUGCGAUUUAGUCAAGUACUGGGAGAUCCACAAAAAGCCAGAAAUGAAUAUAGAUCUCGUGCGGUGGGUUGCAAGGCAGACAGCAGGCAUGGCCGCCGGUCUUGCAAGAAUCCAUGAAUACCCAGGAAAGGUCGAUGGCAACAUGGAAAACGCUGUAAAGUACGGACGCCAUGGAGAUAUCAAGCCGGAGAAUAUUCUGUGGUUUCGAUGCUCGGAAGAGGAUCUAGGAAGGCUCGUGAUAUCGGACUUCGGACUUGGUGUUUUCAACAGCAAGAGAAGCCGGUCUAAUAUUCCCAACGACUCUGGCAUAGGUCGAACUCCUACAUACCGCCCACCAGAGUGCGAUAUCGAGGGUGCUAUGAUCUCCCGAUCAUGGGACAUAUGGACUCUUGGAUGUGUUUACGUCGAGUUUGUUACAUGGCUGUUGGGAGGGUGGGAACUUUCCGAACAUUUUGCUGAAUGGCGAAUGACGACAUCUUCAAUCUGGGGCCAGGACUUCAAGUCCGAUAUCUACUUUGACAUUGUAGAAGUUCGUGUCCCAAAAGACCAUGACACCUCAUCAAGAAGUAUGGGUGCUAUGGUGAAACCAGCGGUGACUCGGUGGUUUGAAGGACUUCACAAUCACCGAGACUGUUCUCAGUACACCCAUGAUAUUUUAAGAUUGGUUCAAGACAAGAUGUUGAUUGUCGAAUCCGCAGUGAGCAAAAGAGCGACAUGUAAGGAAGUAUAUGAGGAAUUGCGACGAAUUCAGAGACGAUGUGUGGAGAGUAAAGGCUAUUGCGUAAAGGCCGUUCCGUUGCCUCUACCAGCGGCUAUUGGAGAGACUCCUGCCGUCAAGAUCAGACUCAACGACAAUGCGCUGGAUACAAUCAAGAGAAAUCAUCCAAGGUUGCGCACUCAUCAGGGCCGCACAGAGGAACCGCCAAAAACUAGAGGUGGAUAUGGUGAUAACCUUCUGCCUCCCACAAAAGGAGCAUUGUAUUGA
This is a messenger RNA of Colletotrichum godetiae, 2025 nucleotides long. Its product is annotated as kinase-like domain-containing protein. Gene Ontology annotation, molecular function: protein serine/threonine kinase activity; ATP binding. Gene Ontology annotation, biological process: peptidyl-threonine phosphorylation; peptidyl-serine phosphorylation. Lineage: Eukaryota; Fungi; Ascomycota; Sordariomycetes; Glomerellales; Glomerellaceae. The transcript has 5 exons. The record is from RefSeq and is a predicted model, not a curated record. Bases 1 to 2025 code for a protein of 674 amino acids.